This is a messenger RNA of Clunio marinus, 309 nucleotides long. NCBI's taxonomy places the organism in Eukaryota, Metazoa, Arthropoda, Insecta, Diptera, Chironomidae. The record is from the annotation of a GenBank genome assembly.
AUGAAGGAUGCUCUGGGUCUUACAGAGAUUUCUAGCUGUUUAAAGUUUGAUUUUCUGAUGCCUUUUCUUGUGUUGUAUUCAAUUAUUACUUCAACUUCAUUUUCAAUUCUCUUCAAUUCGUUUCAUCAUUUAAUGGUCAGUCACUUCUUCUCUUCAUUUCAAAAGAAAAAUUCACAUAAAGGAAAUAAGCAACUCACUAAGCUUGAAGACGAUCAACAUUACUUAAAUAAGGAAACACCGCAUACGAACAUGUUUCAGAAUAUUCCUUCGGCAUCUGUCAAAAUAUUACAGUCAGAAUAUACAAAAUAA